UUAAAUCGAGACCACAAAGAGGUUUGUGAAAUGGACUGGUCAGACAAAGUUGAAGCGUACAACAUCGAUGAUAAAUGUGGAAGAUACAGCAACCAGAGCACCAACAUCCAGUUCCAUCUGGGUUCGGUGAAGUUUGAAGAGAGUGCCUCAACCCUGGAGACAUGGGCCAAGUUCAGCCAUGACAACAUCUACAGAGCAGAACGAGAAAAACUGGCUUCCAUCAAUCUCCGUACCUUGAUUGACAAUAUUCUUCGUGACGUGUCUCACGACCUGAAGCUGCAGUGUGGCGCGGUUGACGAGGCUUUUGCCAAACGCUGUGAGGAGCUGGAUGAUGCAAAACACAAACUAGAGCAUCACUUGGAAAUA
This is a messenger RNA of Apaloderma vittatum (bar-tailed trogon), 366 nucleotides long. RefSeq names its product tektin-4-like. The annotation marks the transcript as partial. Gene Ontology annotation, cellular component: nucleus; microtubule cytoskeleton; sperm flagellum. Gene Ontology annotation, biological process: cilium movement involved in cell motility; cilium assembly. The record is from RefSeq and is a predicted model, not a curated record. The transcript has 2 exons. NCBI's taxonomy places the organism in Eukaryota, Metazoa, Chordata, Aves, Trogoniformes, Trogonidae.